Messenger RNA from Felis catus (domestic cat), 2881 nucleotides. It is a transcript of the gene NRBP2, whose product is annotated as nuclear receptor binding protein 2. Gene Ontology annotation, cellular component: endomembrane system; cytoplasm. The coding region runs from base 209 to 1819 and encodes 536 amino acids. The record is from RefSeq and is a predicted model, not a curated record. Gene Ontology annotation, molecular function: protein serine/threonine kinase activity; ATP binding. NCBI's taxonomy places the organism in Eukaryota, Metazoa, Chordata, Mammalia, Carnivora, Felidae. The transcript has 17 exons. Gene Ontology annotation, biological process: endoplasmic reticulum to Golgi vesicle-mediated transport; intracellular signal transduction; protein phosphorylation.
UCCGGAGGGGCGGGCGGGUUCCACCCCCGGCUGGCCGCGCGCCCGCGCCUCCCAAUUCCCGGAGCAGGGCGCGGGCUCCCGGCGGCAGUCGGCGGCUCCGCUCCCGCCUGGGCGUCUGGGAUCUGGGCCAGGGCGGGCUGGGAGCGGCGGCGGCGGCGGCUCGGGGCCGCGGAUCCCACGGAGGGCGGCGGCCUGGGCCAGCCAAGCCAUGGCGGCUCCGGAGCCGGCGCCGAGGCGGGGCCGGGAGCGGGAGCGGGAGGAUGAGAGCGAGGACGAGAGCGACAUCCUGGAGGAGAGCCCUUGCGGCCGCUGGCAGAAGCGGCGGGAGCAGGUGAACCAGGGGAACAUGCCAGGGGUCCAGAGCACCUUCCUGGCCAUGGACACUGAGGAGGGGGUGGAGGUGGUGUGGAAUGAGUUGCACUUCGGGGACAGGAAGGCUUUCGCAACCCAUGAGGAGAAGAUCCAGACCAUGUUUGAGCAGCUGGCGCUGGUAGACCACCCCAACAUUGUCAAGCUGCACAAACACUGGCUGGAUGCCUCGGAAGCCCGGGCACGGUUGGCGGAGCCUGCCCGCCCCACAGGUCAUCUUCAUCACCGAGUACGUGUCGUCAGGCAGCCUCAAGCAAUUCCUCAAGAAGACCAAGAAAAACCACAAAGCCAUGAACGCCCGGGCCUGGAAGCGCUGGUGCACACAGAUCCUGUCGGCGCUCAGGUGAGGGUCUGGGCUCACCCCGCCACACGCCUACGGCCCCCAGUGACCCCUGACCCGACCACACGUGCUCUCCUUUCCCCCUGCAGCUUUCUACACGCCUGCAACCCCCCCAUCAUCCACGGGAACCUGACCAGCGAUACCAUUUUCAUACAACACAAUGGCCUCAUCAAGAUUGGCUCUGUGUGGCACCGCAUCUUCUCCAAUGCGCUCCCAGAUGAUCUCCGAAGCCCUAUCCGCGUGGAGCGUGAGGAACCACGGAACCUGCACUUCUUCCCACCAGAGUACGGCGAGGUUGCUGAUGGCACUGCCGUGGACAUCUUCUCCUUUGGGAUGUGUGCACUGGAGAUGGCUGUGCUGGAGAUCCAAGCCAAUGGAGACACCCGGGUCACAGAGGAGGCCAUCACUCGCGCCAGGCACUCCCUCAGCGACCCCAACAUGCGGGAGUUCAUCCUCUCCUGCCUGGCCCGGGACCCCAGCCGGCGGCCCUCAGCCCACAACCUCCUCUUCCACCGCGUGCUCUUCGAAGUGCACUCCCUGAAGCUCCUGGCGGCUCACUGCUUCCUCCAGCACCAAUACCUCAUGCCUGAGAACGUGGUGGAGGAAAAGACCAAGGCGGUGGACCUGAAUGCGGUCCUGGCGGAGCUUCCCCGGCCGCCCCGGCCCCCACUGCAGUGGCGGUACUCAGAGGUCUCCUACCUGGAGCUUGACAAAUUCCUGGAGGAUGUCAGGAAUGGGAUCUACCCACUGAUGAACUUUGCCGCUGCUCGACCCCUGGGGCUUCCCCGGGUGCUGGCCCCACCGCCUGAGGAGACCCAGAAGGCCAAGACCCCGACACCGGAACCUUUUGACUCAGAGACCAGAAAGGUGAUCCAGAUGCAAUGCAACCUGGAGAGAAGUGAGGACAAGGCCCGCUGGCAUCUCACUCUGCUUCUGGUGCUGGAGGACCGGCUGCACCGGCAGCUCACUUACGACCUGCUCCCAACGGACAGUGCCCAGGACCUUGCUGCCGAGCUGGUACACUACGGCUUCGUUCACGAGGAUGACCGGACCAAGCUGGCUGCCUUCCUGGAAAGCACCUUCCUCAAGUACCUUGGAGCUCAGCCGUGACCUCCCAACCCCAGCCCCUAGGGACCAGCCCCGGCAGCCCGCAUGGGGAAGCUCAGCAUUGGCCCAGGGUUCAGAGGACCAGGGGCUGUCCUCUGCUUACAUGCUGGGGGCUGAUGACCAAACACCUGCCUUCUACAGCUUCCAAGGAGGCCCUGGAGUGGGGUGGGGAAGGUGGUGGCUUUGGAGCUACAGGGGGACGAUCAGGGGGUGAAGGAGCCUAGGUUGGGGGUCAGGGGAGUCGUUAGGUCCCACAUGUCCUUAGGAUCAGGAUCCACCCCCCCCCCCCCCCCCACCUAGCCAGCUUCCACAACUCAGAAUCCCUUCCCGUAUCCACCACUUCCUGGCCAAGAGCUCUCCCCCCACCCCAGGAUAUCUGGCCAGUGAUUGUACCUUCAGCAUGGGGGAGGCUGCCCCCCAGGGAAGCCCAGUGCUGAGGGUGGGGGACCCGUGUCCUAGACAGAUGUCUGGCCAGGGAAAUGCUCCACCCCCUGUUGGAACCACAGACCCACGUGAGGAACCCCCACAUUAAGCCGGUGGCACCACACCCGCAGACGUCAGGCACAGUGCGGGGCACAGGACAGGGCCACAACCUGGCAGGAGGAGCAGUUGACAGAGAAGUUUCCAGGAGCCCAAGUUCAUAGUUUGAUGUGGCUUCUGCACGGCCCUCCAACCGCUGCCCAGUGCAGACCCGCCAUGGAGCCCCCUUCAGACGUUCCACUGCUCGGAGACAGGGAUCUGCCAGCCCUCUGCAGAUACUCUCUGGUCCCUGCACCCCCCCUCCAAAGGGCUCUUUUCUCUUCCAUUCCCUGGCCUGGACAGGUUGGGCUCAGGCAGAUACCCGCUCUUCACUGUGCCUCCUCUCAAAUCCAUUACCCCCUUUGUUACCUCCCUCACCUCUUCCCAUGGCGGCUGCCUCCCAGGUCCCGAGACUGUCAGCUCCUGAUUCCCCGUCUCUCCCCCUCAACUCCUUCCCACCCCUCAUUGCCCUGGCCUCAUUUCUCCCAGACUGCCUCCCCUCCGUCUUCAAAUUGAGUGAAACAUUCUUAAACAUUUUAAAUCGCA